GUAAUUAAAUCUGCACGUCUACAUUUUGAGUUCGAGUAAUUUAUAUAGAUGCUUAAAUUGACCGUUAUUGCAUGAUUUAUAAAACACCUUGCUAUAAACAAAAUUCUUUGUAAUAGUUUUGUUUAUGCAGAUGCAGUGUACUCAAAAGCGCGCUGUUUAAUAGGUUAACAUUUAGUGUGCACUCGACAUGGCCAGCUUGAUCAACGUGAGAGAGGCUCCAUCGCUCUCAAAAGCGUCAGAACUGCCGUUCUGUCCUGUGAUCGAUCUUCAGAACGAACUACUUAACACAUCGGCACUGCGCUUUGGCACUGAAAGCUACAUGCCACAAAAUUUCCUUCUACCAGUCCAUGAAACCGUAUUGAAGCGAAUUACUCGCACCUUCUUUGAGAACGGCUUUUGGGACGCACUGGCCGAGGCACGCAACGAAUCGACACGCCAAGAAGCGCCCUGGAUAGGCAAGACCUUUAAUUAUGUUGCUGAGCUAUUGGGCAUAUACUCAAAACUCAAGCUGCGGCUAUUUCCGCACACGCAGGCGUUAAGUGAUCAGCGCAUAGCGCAAUAUGUAGAAACGAGAGAUUGGUUAGACAGCUGUAUACGCUGCAUAGCCUGGCAUUGCCAUGUACUGAAGCUGGCUGUAGCUGGUGGCGAUGACGUCGUGCGUAUUUACAACAAAAACAGCCAUGAUGGACCAAGUCUAGUAAUCAAGAGGUCAAUCCAUGCACAAAUCACCUGUAUGUCUUGGCGUCCUUUAUGCGCUUCCGAACUUGUUAUAGGCUGUCGGGCCGGCUUAUGCUUUUGGAUUAUCGACAGCAACUUUCACUUGACGCGUCCUUCAACGCCGAAUUUGACACUGCAACAUCCCUCGAAGUUGCCAAUCACAUCGAUGCAAUGGAACAAAAAUGGCUCACUGCUGGCCACUGCAUCCAUCGGUGAUAGUUCCAUACUUAUCUGGCAACCAGAAAUGGGCAUAGUUCAGCCGUUAAAACAUCUGGGACCGCCCGGUUCCCUGCUCAAAUGGUCGCCAUCCAACGAAUAUCUCUUUGCUGGCACCGUAGGUCGCAUAUUUUGGGUUUGGCAUUGCGAUCCAACCUGGACCUCCGAACGCUGGAAGUGCAAUGGCGGGACAGUGCAGACUGCCACCUGGUCACCUUGUGGCCGAUUUCUGCUCUUCGUUACCACAGCCGAGCCCAUUUUGUAUAGUCUUCAGUUUAUACAGCAGCACUUGCAUCAAUGUGAUAACGAGGUGAUGGCCAUUGCCGAUCUCAGUGCCUGCCCCUUGAACGGCAACAAUCAGACGCUUAUCGGCGGCAAUGCUCAGCAAUUGGUUUGGGAUCCACACGGCCAAUUUCUGGUUGUUACCUUUAAGGCUACCAACUACAUUGCCGUUUUUCGGACGGCCAUCAACAAGUUUGACAUGCACCUUUCGACUGCCUUUUAUCUGGCCGGGGAGACGCAGACUGAACAUCCCAGCUAUGUCUGCUUUAAGCCGCUCCAUAAGGAUAACGAUCGCUCCAUGCUCACUAUUGCCUGGUCAUCGGGUCGCAUACAGUACUAUGCUUUCAAUUAAGUUAAUUCAUUAAUUAUUGUUAUUCAAAAUGAUUAAUUUUGGCCGAAACUAUAAAUUACAGUUUGUAUCUCCGUGUAAUAUUGAGGAUCCAAAGUUGUUUGUAAAUAUACAUUUUUCACGUCAUCAAA
Messenger RNA from Scaptodrosophila lebanonensis, 1695 nucleotides. Its product is annotated as aladin. The record is from RefSeq and is a predicted model, not a curated record. Bases 188 to 1567 code for a protein of 459 amino acids. Gene Ontology annotation, cellular component: nuclear pore. Gene Ontology annotation, biological process: nucleocytoplasmic transport. The transcript is spliced from 6 exons. Lineage: Eukaryota; Metazoa; Arthropoda; Insecta; Diptera; Drosophilidae. Gene Ontology annotation, molecular function: protein binding.